UGUUUGUUAGCGGCAAAGGUAGUGAAUUUUGUAAGUCCCCGGCCUGGAUGUGGAGUUCGUGAAUCCUCGUUAUUGCUGGAAAGUGCUGCUGGCCUGAAGGAGUGGCCGUCUUUUUGACGAAUGAGCCGGAAGUUAUAGCCCAGGGCCAGCUGCUUCUGUUGUCGUGCUGCUCCUCACGUAGGCGCUUCAAUUUUCUUCCCACCCCAGCCGGAAACCUAUUUUAGCUCGAAAGUAGCAAAUCGGUCCGAGAUUUGAAUAUCCUAUUUUUCUUUGUAUUGGUGGGUUACGGCAUAUUUUUACGAUUCACCCCUGAAUAAUUUGCAGCACUGCAGAAUGUGUUCCGAAUGAUUGACUAAGGUCAAAAAUUUCCCUGUUUGUCUUCAAAAAUUGCCCCUAUAACUUCUCGCUCAAAAUUACGCCGGCUCACCAAAUGCAGGUUUUUCUUUGUAAAAGAGGGGAGAUCUGUGAAGCGGAGAUUGGAACAAAAAUUAGACGGAAAACUUGCGUCAAGGUCAAAUUUCUGCUAAAUCGACCAGACGCGCAGAUGUCUGGGCCUGAUGCAUGCACUGGGGGCUCCCGUAUUCAUUUCUGUUCGCACUUUGGAAGCGCACUGAAUGCAGGUGCUUCUUGACUCUCUGUGGUGGUACUAUCCAACACAAGACCGAAGAAAAUAAAGAUCAGCUGGACUCUGCCAACACUCUCAAGUGUGCUGCUGAAAAUGCAGUGCAACAAAAGAUGUCUCCUAGUCCAUGUGCUAGUCAAAAAAAGCUGCAACUUAAAAUGAACGAGUUAGUUAAAGAACAUCAGACCCUGCAGGAGAAGUAUCGGAGAAUUGUAGCCCGUGUUGAAGAUGACAAUAGAAGAAUCAGAAAAUGUGUUGAAGAUGCCAGGUUAUAUGGUAUUCAUAGUCUUUGUAAAGACAUCCUAGCAGUAGCUGAUCUCCUAGAAAAGACAACUCAGAGCGUAACCGAGGAGGACCUUGCUAACUCCAGCCCAACUUUGAAGAACUUCUAUAAAGGUGUAUGCUUGAUUGAUGAGAAGCUGUGCAAAAUAUUUUCUAAGCACGGAUUGGAGAAGAUGAAUUCCAUUGGCCUUGAAUACAACUCAGCUGAACAUGAAAUCAUGUUGCGUGUCCCAUCUGUGGAUGCAUUACCCGGUACAGUGGUAAAAAUAGUACAAGAAGGUUAUAAACUUCAUGGCAGGGUUCUACGGACUGCACAAGUUGGAUUGGCCAUUGAGGCCCAGCCACAUUUUAAGGCACAGUAGAACUGAAUUUUCUGACUGUCACAAUCUUGUGUAUGAUCUUAGAAUUAAUUCUAUGAAAAAUAUCCUUUUCAUUAUGAUGGUUAGCUAUAUCACGAAGAGCAUUGAAUUGCUGCUAAGAUUUGUCUAUGAAGGUGAGUGGGGUGCAGAAACAUAUGACGUCAUGUGUAUUUUCGCGUGUCCAAUCAAACCUAUUGAAGGUGAUAUGCCUAUUGUACUGAAAGCUUAAGGCAUGAUGGAGAUUUAGUUUGUCUAACACUGCCAGAGAACUUCAACUUGUCUCCGUCCAACUAAAUAAUAAAGGAACUUGCAAUGGAAGUGCCUCUGAUUCAGUCUGUAGUUGUGCCAUGAAAAGUUGUGGUCCGUACUAAGGUUGCAAAUUCUUUUAGUUGUUACAGUUUGCCACAGUGCUUUUUUUUUCUAAAAAAAAAGGUGUGAAAUGUCUUGAAUUCCUAUUCCUGGCUAUGUCUUUAUCCCCUUGUGUGAAUUGAUGGAUUGGAAUCAACAAACAGUAGGAUAAUUUCACAAUUGCCAAUAUAUCAAGGCUUAUAACAGCACUACAAUUGGAAACCUACUGUAGAAUUACUUGGAACUGAGCCUUAAGGCUGCAGGGGUGGGAAGAACAAAAUCUAGAAAGGACACUGAAAUUUUACCAAGAUUAAAUGCUUUUAUGUAAUGGCCUUCCAAAACACUUAGUUAAGAUUAGAUUGUUGCUUUGAAAUUUUUGUAAUAUGGAGGCUUUUUCUCAUCAAAACAUUGAGUUAUACAAGAUUGAAUUGUAUUCAGUUCCACCGUGCAAGAUUGUUUAAUCUCUUAACGUUUUGUGCCCUUGAUUUUAACUGGAAACAGUUUUAGCGAAGAGCUGGUGAAAUGAUCACUGUAUAUAGAAUCCAAGCCUUAGACUGAGCUGGCUAAUCUUCAUUUGUUUCUGAAAUUAUUUUGUACAAGUCUAUGUUAAAACUGUUCAGUGAACAAUAGUAUGUUAUUUAUUACAGUGUAAAACUGUAAAUUUAUUUAUAACAUACCAUGAUGAACAAAUUUUAUUUUUUGUAAUUGUUAGUGCAAGUAUGUUAGUGAAAAUUGUAAUAUAUUUGUUUCUGUAUUCUUGUGCUUUGAACUAAAAAUGUAUGUCAAGUGCCCAAAGUCAUUUUUAUAUAUUGUCAAUAAGUACACUCUUUAAUAAACGAGCUGAAAAGCUUUUUUUUAACCAAAAAAAUUUAGAACCCUGCCUAUUUUAUGAUACCAGGCUUCUACUUACAACUUCUAUUUUUAAUAUCUAACUCACUGACCAAACUGGUAUUUCUUGUACCUAGGUGAAAGAUUUUGAGUAAAAUUUGCUUCUAAUUUAGUGUAAUACACUUUCAAUGAAAAGAACCACCUUUUUGACUACAUUCCAGUUAGCUAUUGGCAUUUGAUGAAACCAACCCCUCUGUUAGAUCGAUCUUGAUCGUGAAAAGUUUUGAAUUACACAUUUUGUUGUAUAAUCAAAUUUUUAAUAACUUAGGCCUUAAUAACUUGGGAUUUUGGAAGGCUUUUAAAUAGUCUAUUAUUGCUAGAUCAACUAAUUGUUGAAGUCAAUUGUUAUACCCUCAAAACAUUCUCAACCUUUUUUAAAGGGCUAAAGUUGUCGUGGAUGUGAAUGAUCCCAGUUAAUGAAACUGGCUAAGUGAACUGAAUGAUCCCACAUGCAUUUUUAUCGUGUACAGAUUUUCUGAUCUGACCCAUGUGACGUUAUAAACUUCACAACACAGUCUGAGAUUUGUGCUGGAAUGUGGGGAAACAUAACAUGGGUCCAGACACAGACUGCUUAGAAGUCCAUUGCCAGUUCCUAAGUGCAGUAAGAAUUUAAAAGUGCUUUUCACCCCCUCACCCGUUCCAUAUGUGCCCCCAUGUACCCUUAUGGCCAUGUAUUAAUAAAAUAUAUUUUUCCACACCUUCAA
Molecule: messenger RNA, 3203 nt
Organism: Stegostoma tigrinum
Lineage: Eukaryota; Metazoa; Chordata; Chondrichthyes; Orectolobiformes; Stegostomatidae
Product: grpE protein homolog 2, mitochondrial-like
Exons: 4
Coding region: 562-1266 (234 amino acids)
Biological process (GO): protein folding; protein import into mitochondrial matrix
Cellular component (GO): PAM complex, Tim23 associated import motor
Molecular function (GO): protein-folding chaperone binding; protein homodimerization activity; adenyl-nucleotide exchange factor activity
Source: RefSeq, a predicted model, not a curated record